Messenger RNA from Penicillium antarcticum, 1293 nucleotides. Its product is annotated as serum paraoxonase/arylesterase family protein. Bases 1 to 1293 code for a protein of 430 amino acids. The record is from RefSeq and is a predicted model, not a curated record. NCBI's taxonomy places the organism in Eukaryota, Fungi, Ascomycota, Eurotiomycetes, Eurotiales, Aspergillaceae. The transcript is spliced from 2 exons.
AUGGGCCUCCUCAACACCCUAGCCCUAGCAACGCUCAUCGCCCUAAUAUCCUUCCUAUCAGCCCCAAUAUCCCACAUCAUCCGCGUCGGAGGCGUCUUCCACACUCCAAUCCCAACAAUCCUACCCGACGGCCACGGGCCAAUCUAUAUCGAGGAUACAAUCCACUGCGAGGAUGUUCACCACUACAAACCGGCCAAUGUGCUCUUUACUGCCUGUGAGGAUUAUAAAACCACGCGGUUUAGUUGGUUUCCCCCGUUGGGGAAUUUGAUCCCGCCAACUACUAGGGGUUCUGUGCAUGUUGUUGAUCCCGAGACAAUGAAAUCCACCCGGUUGGAAUUUACGAAUUUCCAAGGUCCCUUCGUGACGCAUGGAAUUGACGUGAUCCAAGAUGAGAAGUCUGAUGGCGAGGCAGUCUACAUCUUCGCCGUAAACCACCUGCCCAACCCGGUUUACUUCCACGCCAACACCUCCAUCCCAGCAGGAACUCACAAAGCAGCCUCCCAAAUCGAACUUUUCCAUCAUGUCCUGGGCACACGUACCCUCCAACACAUCCGCGCAAUCCACCACCCACUCAUCGAAACGCCAAAUGAUAUCUAUGCCGAGUCUGCCUCUUCCUUCUAUGUCACGAAUGAUCAUUUCUAUCGCGAGGGUGCGAUGCGGCAUGUGGAGGAUGUGUGGCCUUCUGCGAAAUGGUCUAGUAUCAUCCAUGUUCGACUCCCCGUCGAGAUCCACGAGGGUAGGGAGGUUGAGGCAUCGGUUGCGUCGACGGGGCUGUGGAAUAAUAAUGGUCUUGGACAUGGUCGGACGGCCGAUGAGAUGAUCAUUUCCAGCGCUGUUGGUGGUGAAUUGUUUAUGUCGACAUUGAAGCGGGACUCGGAUUGGAACUUGAACGCGACUGCCAGCAGCCAUUCUACUCCAGGCUCUGUUUCGAUUUCGGAAUCUGUGUCGUUCGGCACCGUCACUGACAACCCCAGUUAUUAUGUUGAUCCGUAUGCUACUGCCGAUGAUGAUGUGAGUGGGGUUGUAGUUGCGGGUGUUUCGAGGGCGAUCAAGUUGCCUGUUACUUCGAAGGAUCCUGAGGGGGUGGAUCCUGUGCAGGUCUGGUAUGCUCGUCCUACUGGCAAUGAAUGGGAGAAGAGGCUUUUGUUUGAGGAUGAUGGGUUGAGGAUCCGGACGGCUAGUGCGGCUGUUCUUGUUCCUGUGGAGCCGAACGGUGAUGGGGUGAAGAGGGCUUGGCUUUUUGUUACUGGAUUUAUGUCGGAGGGGAUGCUGGCUGUGCAGGUUGAGUUGUAG